Cydia fagiglandana is the source of this 1384-nucleotide messenger RNA. RefSeq lists its product as uncharacterized. The transcript is spliced from 13 exons. Lineage: Eukaryota; Metazoa; Arthropoda; Insecta; Lepidoptera; Tortricidae. The coding region runs from base 84 to 1355 and encodes 423 amino acids. Gene Ontology annotation, molecular function: odorant binding; dibutyl phthalate binding. The record is from RefSeq and is a predicted model, not a curated record. Gene Ontology annotation, biological process: sensory perception of smell; olfactory behavior. Gene Ontology annotation, cellular component: extracellular region.
CCAUCGCAACACGACAUACAACUCAAACAUCUUCAUAUAAAUACCAACGAAGCAUAUUUUCUUUCAAGUAUUGCUUGUUCAAAAUGAAUAGGCAAGCAUUUGAGUGGAUGUGUUUUUUAACGCUCUUAACAUGUUUUUUGCUGUUCAAUGUUACUUACGCGAUGACAAGACAACAGCUGAAAAAUUCAGGAAAAAUGAUGAAGAAGUCCUGUAUACCGAAAAACGAUGUAACUGAAGAGAUGGUCGGUUCAAUAGAGCAGGGAAAAUUCAUAGAAGAAAGAAAUGUUAUGUGUUACAUCGCGUGUAUCUACACUAUGACUCAAGUAGUAAAAAAUAAUAAAUUAAGCCAUGAAGCAGUACUCAAGCAGGUGGACAUGAUGUUCCCUGCCGACAUGCGGGUCGCUGUCAAAGCCAUGGCUGAGAAAUGCAAGGACGUUUCAAAGAAAUACAAAGACAUAUGCGAAGCUUCAUAUUGGACUGCAAAAUGCAUGUACGACGCUGAUCCGGCGAACUUUGUUAAGAACGAGAAAUUAAAUAAAGACAUGGUGGCGAAGCAAAUCGAUAUUCUCUAUCCUGCGGACAUGAAGGCAGCCGUGAAAAAGUCUGUGGCGAAAUGUAUUGACGUUCAUCAAAUUGGAAAGAUAGAGCAAGGCAAGUUUUUGGAAGAAAAAGACGUAAUGUGCUAUAUAGCGUGCAUUUAUUCAGUUGGUGGUGUGGUUAAAAACAACAAAGUAACGCUCGAUGCCAUGGUGAAACAGGUCGAUAUGAUGUUCCCGAAUGAAAUGAAAGACCCUGUAAAAGCUGCUAUAGAAAAUUGCAAAGGAGUAGCCAGUUUGUAUUGCAAUCAAGGGAAAUUGACUUCCUUUAUAUGGUUUGAUGAAAACGACAAUCGUUUUGUUGCGCCUUUGUGCCAGCGAAGAUUAGUCAUGGAACGGCAAACCUGGGUGUUUGUUAUGGUGCUUGCUUUUUUAGCUAAUGGAUGUGAUGCAUUAACCAAAGCGCAAAUGAAAAAAUCUGCAGCAGCGUUCAAAAAGAAGUGUAUGGCCAAAGAAAAUGUCUCAGAAGAUAUGAUCGGAGACAUAGAAAAAGGAAAGUUUAUAGAGGACAAAGGAGUCAUGUGCUAUAUUGCAUGCAUUUACCAAAUGGCUAAUGUCGUAAAAAAUAACAAACUAAGCUAUGAAGCAUCCAUAAAACAAAUCGAUAUAAUGUAUCCCGCAGAGUUGAAGGAACCCGCCAAAAAGUCUGUGGAAGCGUGUAAGGAUGUAUCUAAGAAAUAUAAGGAUUUGUGCGAGGCCUCCUUCUGGACAGCGAAGUGUAUUUACGAGGAUGACCCUAAAAACUUUGUAUUCGCUUAGAACGACUGUCAAUAAAAACUUGAAUAUAG